AUUGCAACAUGAUCUAAUUUCAAUUUUCAAAAUGGAGCUUCUCCUUUAAUAGAACAAAUUAUUUUUUUUCACGAUCAUACUUUAAUAAUUCUUAUUAUAAUUACUAUUUUAGUUAGCUAUUUAAUAAUUAGUUUAUUUUUUAAUAAAUAUUUAAAUCGAUUUUUACUUGAAGGGCAAAUAAUUGAGUUAAUUUGAACAAUUUUACCUGCUAUUACAUUAAUUUUCAUUGCCUUACCCUCUUUACGAUUAUUAUACCUACUAGAUGAAUUAAAUAAUCCUUUAAUUACUUUAAAAUCUAUUGGUCAUCAAUGAUAUUGAAGUUAUGAAUAUUCUGAUUUUAAUAAUAUUGAAUUUGAUUCAUAUAUAAUUCCAGUUAAUGAUAUAAAUUCUAAUAAUUUUCGAUUAUUAGACGUAGAUAAUCGAAUUAUUUUACCAAUAAAUAAUCAAAUUCGAAUUAUAGUUACAGCAACAGACGUAAUUCACUCUUGAACUAUCCCUGCUUUAGGAGUUAAAAUUGAUGCUAAUCCUGGACGUUUAAACCAAACUAAUUUUUUUUUAAAUCGACCUGGAAUUUUUUUUGGACAAUGUUCAGAAAUUUGUGGAGCUAAUCAUAGUUUUAUACCUAUUGUAAUUGAAAGAAUUUCAAUUAAAAAUUUCAUUAAUUGAAUUAAUAAUUACUCUU
Messenger RNA from Amyelois transitella, 682 nucleotides. The record is from the annotation of a RefSeq genome assembly. NCBI's taxonomy places the organism in Eukaryota, Metazoa, Arthropoda, Insecta, Lepidoptera, Pyralidae.